UCAGGAUAGCGUUCUGGAGCUUCCCGGACAACGAGGAGGACAUCAGGCUCUACUCGUGCCUGGCCAAUGGGAACGCGGAAGAGUUUCAAAAGGGCGAGUACUUCUUUCGGCAGAGGAGCGUCAAGGACACCCUGCAGAUCGGCUUCCACCUGAGCGCGAGCGUGAACUCGCGCGAGCAGGGCAUGAUGAACGGCGUCAGGUCACAGUUCAACGUCGCGGUGACGUUCGAUCGGCGGAAGAUCACGACCUGCACCUGCACGUGCCCGUCGAAGGCCUAUUGGUGCGCCCAUGUGGUCGCCGUAUGUCUUCACAGGAUACACAUGCCCACGCAGGUAUGCCUGAGAGCUCCGGUCAGCGAGUCCCUGUCGCGUCUGCACCGCGACCAGCUGCAGAAGUUCGCGCAGUAUCUGAUCAGCGAGCUGCCGCAGCAGAUUCUGCCCACGGCGCAGCGCCUCCUCGACGAGCUGCUGUCGGUGCAGCCGAGCACCAUCAACAGCUACUGCGGCGCGCCCGACCCGACCGCGGGGCCCUCGGCGCACGACCAGACGUCCUGGUACCUGGACGAGAAGACCCUGCACGACAACAUCCAGAAGAUCCUCAUCAAGUUCUGCGUGCCCGCUCCGAUAGUCUUCAGCGAUGUAAAUUACCUUAGCACGACCGCGCCGCCGGCAACCGCGGAGUGGUCCUCGCUGCUGCGACCCCUGCGCGGCCGUGAACCGGAAGGCAUGUGGAACCUCCUGUCGAUCGUGCGCGAGAUGUUCAAACGCACCGAUCGCAACGCGAUACCGUUGCUGGAGAUCAUCACCGAGGAGUGCAUGGCCUGCGAGCAGAUCCUCGUCUGGUGGUUCAACACGAAGGUAGCGUUGCUGAACGGGACCGGGUACGGCGGGAAGAACAACAUGAACAGCAACGUGCACGCGUCCCAGCACGCCUGCUCGUCCCUCUGCGACGAGAUCGUCGUGCUAUGGAGACUGGCCGCGUUGAAUCCCGGACUGUCCCCCGCCGAGAGAGAAAUGCUUCAUAAUCGGUUCACAGCCUGGCACAUGAAGAUCAUCGAUAAGGUGAGGAAGAGCCGGGGCAAUUCGGUGACGCACAAUUCACACAACAGGAACAACAGCGGCGGCCACAAGGACUCGCUGAAGAACGAUCUGGCGGUUUUCACCGGGUUCAAAUCAGCCCUGGAGGCCUGCUAUCUGGAUUGGGAGGAGUACACGUUGCCGGGUAUCACCUACACCGCCGGAAGCAAUCCCAUGUAUCAUUGUCCGUUUACCUGCUUCCGGCACGUCGGAGAUUCUAGGAGCGAGGUGAACUCGAGCGCGGCCGUGUUGAAUUGUCAGCCGCCGGUCUCGCAUCAUCACGGGAGACGCAUGGAAUUCAGCUACAUGGACCGGAAGCGGUUAAACCCGCGGAACUUCACGAGCCUGUGUCUGCGGAACGGCGGCGGAGAUGGGAACCGGAGCAGCGUCAGUUCCGAGGGUUUCUGCGAGAACGAGACCGACAUACCCGAUAUAUCCGAGCCUCAAGUGGUGCUCGUCAGACGAUGUUGCGCUCAUCUAAACAAUUGCGGGGACACGGACUCACAGGAGGGUGGUGGCAGCGAGUCGUCGUCCAACAGUAACGAAAGCCUGAAGAACGCUCAAGAUUCGGACAAGCACCGCUCAAACGCCUCGUCCGAGACCCAUAGUGAUAGUAGUGAUAGUAGUAAUAACAAAGCUGCCACGGACAUGAAGCGCAACAGGGUGAACCACGAGCACCGCGAGAAAUCGCGCGCCGCUCUGCCGAAGGGCAGCGGUUCGAAGGACAAGCAGGAGUCCGACCAGGAGAAGGACCCGUCCAGGAGACCGUCCAAGGACGAGAGCUCGUCGUCGAGCAGCGACAGUCCAUCCUGCGACGAAUAUCACGUUUACUACUACGACCCCAAAGCCGUGGCCAGCACCAACGGCACCUCCGGCAAGGACUUCAACAAGGACUCCCAGAAUUCCGGCACACCGAGCGCGAGCACUAUUCUGGGCAACCUGAUGAAGACCGAGGACCCAUGGGAUAUACUCUUCGCCAGGGCAGAGGGGCUCUACGCGCACGGACACACGCGGGAAGCUUGCAUUCUGGGCGUGCAGCUUGGGGAAGAGCUGCUGGCGAACCCUCCGAAUCUCAUGAUCAACGAACCUCCUGUGCCUGUCAAGGGGAAGAAGAAGAAGCAACAAGUAAACCCGGCGUCUCAUCAGCUCACGUGCCUUGCGUCGGCUACUUUGGCAAAGUGCUGCUUCCUCUGCACGGUGCUAGCAGAGAAUCCCGAGUAUCACAACCUGGCGUUCAGAGUCGGUUUGUUCGGCUUGGAGAUGGCUAGGCCGCCGGCUAACACUAAGCCUCUUGAGGUUAAAUUGGCUCAUCAGGAGAGCGAACUGGUAACUCUUCUGAAGAGGAUCCCGCUAGGUCCAACCGAGCUAGCCAUGGUCCAACAGAGAGCCGAGCAACUUAGGGACGGUGUGCUGCGGUCCAGAGGUCACGCGUUGCUUCCCAUUAUGUUGGCCAGUUUCAUAUUCGACGCCCUGACAUCAAGAGUAAAACACCUGCCCACAGACGUUGACGAGAACCUCGGAUUCGACGCGGCCGUCACCGCUCUGGGGCUGAAAGCGAACGUAAGCGAAGCCGAUCAUCCGCUUCUUUGCGAAGGCACGAGACGCCAAAGAGGAGACUUGGCCAUCACAUUGCUGGUCCACUACAAGUCCGAGCCCGCGAAGGUGGCCAGAAUCAUGAACAAACUGUUGGACCGGGACGUUCAUCAGUUGAUCAAGACGCCAAUUCUGCCGAAGUAUUACACCUCGAACAACCGACCCACCAAGAGCGAGAUGGUCAGCUAUCUUCACGACGAAGAAUGCUCCUCUCCGCUCACUGGAACGGACGCUGGUAACGGCGAGAACGUUAUCAGCAACAGCAGCAGACCGCACAGUAGCACCAGCGCGGAACUAGAAACUGGAAUGAGUGCGUUCACAGUGCAACCGCAGAUUGUCCAGCAAACUGUGCCUACCAGGACGAAGGAGACAAGAUACAAAAAUAAAAGGGUCUAUCCAUCCAUUCCUAACCAGCCGUCCGAAGCCGGCGCUCAUUUCAUGUGCGAACUGGCGAAGACGGUUCUGAUGAAGGCUGGGGGCAACAGUUCGACGUCGCUGUUCACGCAAGCGUCCACCAGCCAGAAUCAUCACGGGCCGCACAAGGCUCUGCACAUGUGCGCGUUCCAGCUCGGCCUGUACGCUCUUGGACUGCACAAUUGCGUGACGCCGAACUGGCUCAGCCGCACAUAUUCGAGCGACGUCUCUUGGAUCACGGGUCAGGCGAUGGAGAUUGGCGCGCCGGCGAUCUGGUUCCUUAUCGAGAGCUGGGAGGGACACCUAACGCCACCGGAAGCCGUCAGCAUAGCGGACAAGUCAUCGAGGGGUAGCGAUCCGAAUAUGGUCAGAGCAGCCGCGGAACUCGCGUUGUCCUGUCUGCCGCACGCCCACGCGUUGAAUCCAAAUGAGGUUCAAAGAGCCAUUUUACAGUGUAAGGAACAAAGCGAAACGAUGUUGGAGAUGGCUUGCAUCACCGUGGAAAACACCGCUAAAGGCGGCGGUGUUUAUCCGGAAGUGCUUUUUCAGGUCGCCAAGUAUUGGUACGAACUAUAUCUGAGGCACACGCCUGGCGGUGAGCAGCAGGACGACAUGCCGCCACAUGACCCUCUACAGUUAGACUUGAACGGUUUGUUCAUGGUGGAGCCUGGUCCACCGGUGGACAUGUCGAAUGGUCAGAUGAUGCCUGGACCCACGCAGGCUGUCGUCGUGACCAGCACUCAGCCACCUCCUCAGCCGUACCCUACUCAUCCAACCAUAACCACGUUGGCACCUUUAGGGGUUGGCAUGCCGUACGCAAUGGGCCCCUACAGUUUCGUACACCCUCACCACUCCAUCACAACCUUUGGCGGGCCGAUGCCCUCGCACAGGGUAACUCUGCCGCCAGCACCGUCGCACAUGCAGAUGUACCACGCUGCGUUCCCGUCUCAUCCCGGCCACCCGCAGCAUCCCCAGCAUCCGCACCACCCGACGCAGUCCGCGCAGCCGCAGUCGCUACCACAGUACUACACACCGCAACCACCGCCACCACCGGGAACUCAUCAUCUGUUCACUAUGCAGCAGCCCAUGCCGGUCAAUGUACAGGCAGGAGUGACCGGGUCCAUUCCUGGACAGAACAAUAUGCCUGGCUCAGCGCUGGUCCAAGCACAGCCUAUGAUAUCCACUGUGAGGACACAGCCGCAGGUUCACAGGCAGACUCAAACAUUCAGCCCCUACCAGCUCCGAGCCCUCGUCUCAGCGUAUCGCGUGGGUAUGCUAGCCUUGGAGACUCUAGCUCGCAGAGUGCACGACGACAGACCGCAGGCGAAAUACGCGCGGAAUCCUCCAUACGGGGAGGACGUGAAGUGGCUGUUGAGAGUGUCGAAGCGUCUCGGCACGCAGUACCUCCACCAGCUUUGCAUCUGUACCGUGAACAGCAUCGUUAGCCCGUUCGUCCUCCACGACGUCGUACUGGAGGCGGCGCAGUACCUAGCUAGAAGCAAUCCGGCGCUUGUGAUCCACCACUUGAGAUCUGCCCUGCUGGCCCCUCUCGUUCACAAGUGUCAACAGAUGUACAUUCAGUGCAUGCACCAGAAACUGUAUCAUCUGGUGGUCGGCGACUACGAGGAGUUCGCGAACGUCGUGUGCGCGGCUAGGGCAGCGUUUCAUAUCACUCCGGAAGGACAUGCUCAGUUCAAGGAGUGGCUACAGUCUAUCAAAAGAUCUCAGUCUUGCAACAAAGAACUGUGGGCGCAGAUCAACGCGGCGCUGCAACAGAAUGGCAAAUGACACAGAGCGGAGCCAGGCGUGACGUGGCUCAGCUCGCUCCCGCCACCACCACCUCCACCGCCUCUACCACCACCCCCGCCGGCGACCCUAGUUCUCCAACAUCAGCAUCCCUGUCAUUCUCAUCCGCAGAGCAUCGUGUGCGUUCACAGGCUGGCCAACCUCGACAAGCUGGAUCAGGAUCAUCACAACGACGCCGCGCAUCGCCGGCACGCGGCGGCCGUCGUCCCGUCAUCGUCAUCGUCGGCAGCGACGUCGACGACCACGAACGAGCACCGGACCAUC
This is a messenger RNA of Nomia melanderi (Alkali bee), 5153 nucleotides long. The record is from RefSeq and is a predicted model, not a curated record. Lineage: Eukaryota; Metazoa; Arthropoda; Insecta; Hymenoptera; Halictidae.